AAAACAACAUUUACCAGGAAGUAAACCCGAGGAGGAAACGCAGGAGGAAGCUAAAAGUAGCAAACUUUUAGGUUUUAAAGGUGGUUUUAAACGGUUUUAAGUAAAAAGGAAGAGGUUUGGUGGAAACUUUGGGCCUUUUGACGAUCCAGAGGAACUUUUUUGGCUUCUUCCACGAUGGACUUUGAUCCGGAGCGGGGAGGAAUAGAGGACGUACCGGAGACGAAGGACAAGGUCCAGGCCCUGAAGGAUCAGGUAGAUGGCGUGAAGGACAUCAUGACGCAGAAUGUGGACCGGAUCCUGGCACGAGGAGAGAGGCUGGACGACCUGAUGGGAAAGACAGAGGAUCUGCAGGCAGGGGCUCAGAACUUCAAGCAGACGGCUCACAAAGUGGCGCGAUCCUACUGGUGGAAGAACGUGAAGCUGAUCGUGGUCAUCGUGGUGGUGGUGCUCAUCAUCGUCCUCAUCAUCAUCCUGCUGGCCACCGGCGUCAUUCCCGUCAGUGCACCCGUGCCUCCCGUAGUCGAGCCAACCAAAAAACCCUGAAGAAGGAAGUCCAACGAGACGCCCUGAGCUCAGAAACACAGUAAUAUAUUGAUGAUAGCAGCUUAGUGUUGGUUUUUCUGCUAAAUAUCGAAGGUUUCUUCAGUUUUCUUUUCAUGCUUUUGUUACAGGCACUUUAAUGGCUCCUAGUUCUGAUGAGCAUUUUCCCUUUGAUGUUUAUGUGACCAUUUAACCGGGAUCCCUCUCAUGAUGACCCACCCCCCUCCCCGUUAAACCAUCUUGAAUGUUACGGCUUAUUUUGUUGAAAGAGAAUAAUUAUUUUCACGCUGUAGAAGGAAAUGCGCUGCAGAUAAACCAUCGUUACUCUCAGAUCUGUUACAGAACAGCAGCUUAUUGCUAAAAACGUUCAGGAGGGUCGAGCUCCUCCAGUCUACCAGCUGGGAGAGACCAGAAACACCCCCCCACCCACCCCCUUCUGCCUCUUUAGCUUCAGACAAAUUAAUCUAAUUAUAAAGUGUAUAUAGUCAUCAUCAUCCAUGUAUAUUUACUGUCUUAUAAAAAGUCUCUAACCUCUAAAACCAGAUUAUUUAAUGCUGUAUUUUAUUCUAUGAAAUCCAGAAUGGUUUCUAGAUUUUUCUGUAUAAAUAGUUGAUCUCUACUAAUGAAUUAUAAAACGGUUCAGUUUGGUUUUGUUACUUGAUCAGAAACGAGAUGCCGGUAGAAGGUCAGAAUGAGUUGGAACAAAUUGUCUCUGUGUUUGUUUUUCUGUUGUUGUGAUUCUGGGAUGCAGCAGCCUCUGAUCUCCAGCGUGUUGCUUUGUGAUUGAUGCUGGAGCGAUAAAUGUGAUGGAGGAUGGCUCUGCUGGGUUUAUGGUAUUUAAUGGUUUUACUGUCUGAUGAAGUCAAUAAAUGGAUUCACCUCUC
Messenger RNA from Cyprinodon tularosa, 1424 nucleotides. RefSeq names its product vesicle-associated membrane protein 8 (endobrevin) (gene vamp8). The record is from RefSeq and is a predicted model, not a curated record. Gene Ontology annotation, molecular function: syntaxin binding; SNAP receptor activity. The transcript has 3 exons. Gene Ontology annotation, cellular component: plasma membrane; SNARE complex. The coding region runs from base 175 to 543 and encodes 122 amino acids. Gene Ontology annotation, biological process: SNARE complex assembly; vesicle-mediated transport; vesicle fusion. Lineage: Eukaryota; Metazoa; Chordata; Actinopteri; Cyprinodontiformes; Cyprinodontidae.